Molecule: messenger RNA, 6473 nt
Organism: Onthophagus taurus
Lineage: Eukaryota; Metazoa; Arthropoda; Insecta; Coleoptera; Scarabaeidae
Product: general transcription factor 3C polypeptide 1
Biological process (GO): 5S class rRNA transcription by RNA polymerase III; transcription initiation at RNA polymerase III promoter
Cellular component (GO): transcription factor TFIIIC complex
Molecular function (GO): DNA binding
Source: RefSeq, a predicted model, not a curated record
UAUUCUAAAAUAGUGUUUUCUGUGCGUGCUCAUAUCAACAUUAGACGUGAUAAUUUACAAAUCGGCGGGUUGAUUUCGCGAGGGCCCGAAAUGGAUCAACCUUCAACAUCAACAUCCAAAAAGCGCUUAAGAAAGAAGUCAAAAGUACAAAAUGAAAAUUCCGACUCCGAUUUGGAAGAUUUAAAAAAAGUUAAGAAACGAAAGGGUCCUAAAAUAAAAGAAAAAGAUGAUUUUGAAGCGAUUAAAUCGAGUAAAACCUCGAAGGUUACCAAAAGAAAGUUGGAGGAGAUGUUACUCGUUGAUGAAGGUGAUGCUAAAAAGAUAAACGAGGAGAAUGAUGAUGUUCAGGUUGUUGAGGAGGAGAAAAUUGAUGAUUGUUUGAUUAAAACUCGUUGGAGAAGUGAUGUUUUUACCAAAAAUGACUUAAUUAGCAUCGUUUUUGAUGAAAUCGCUUUGGAGGGAUUGGAUGGGAUUACUUUGGAAGCUUUAUGGUUGAGGUUAUCGAUUGUUAUGGGUAUAAUCGUCCCGGAAAAUUCCCGCAAAUUAAUUUGGGACCAAAUAAAGCGAAGUAAUCAAUUAGAAUUCUACGAACUCCCUGAAGAGAGAGGGAAAUUAAUCAUUUUCAAUCGAUUCCAAUACGUUGAUGUAGUCUCUGGGCAUUUAUGCGAUGUUGAAAACGUCCCAGAAGAUAUUUACCCUUUUAGCCCACUCUCGGAUGAUGUCUCAGCCCAAUUAGACAUUUAUGGGAGUUGCGCCACUUUCAAUUCAAGAAUUUUAGUCUCAGAAAAAAUUAAGAAAUUAAUUUUAAAAGAAGCUGAGAGUUUGGGGAAUAAAUUGGUUAUUGUGGCGGACCAAAAUUUAAGGAACGAAGCUUUGGGAUUAAACGAAACUAAAUCAAUAACGAAAUUAUUUAACCAACAAUACUCUUUGUUAGAAAGAAUUGGGAGAUCUCGAAAAUUGGGUGAAUCCUCAACCGGAAACACCUCUCUCCACCAAUUCGGGGAUAGCAAAAUAAUGUAUUAUUUAAGAAAAGUUUUAUUAAAAAACAACUUAAUUACGAAACAACAAUUGUGUUACCAAAAAACGAACAAAUUAACUUCGCACACAAUCGGGUUAUUAUUCCAUUUAACCCGGUUUUAUUUCCAUUUUAAAACGAAAAAGUUAUUAUUCAUAGAGCAAAUUGUUGAAAUGUUAAAAAAGAAGCCUAAUUUGAUGAUGGAAUACGUUGAGUUAAGGGCGAUUUACGGCGAUAUCUGGCAAAACGCCAUCAGCAAAAUGCUUAAAGCCAGCGAUGUUAGAACGUUUAUUAACACGAAUUUAAAUAUUAAUUAUCGCGAGAUUUAUCCGAACGCAACGAAAAAAGAGUGGAUGGGGAAACACCAAGAAAAAAAAUUAAAGGUGAUUCAAUUAAGUGAUCCCCACGUUAACGUUUCAAAUGUUUUAAAAGAAAUUGGGAAAGAUGAUGCGCAAAAAGAUGAAUCUUCUGAUGAGGAGCCUUUAUGUGAAGGUUUUUAUAACAAAUCGUGUUACCACCAAAUUUAUGACGUGAUUUAUGAAAGUGGUGAGGAGGGAUUAACGCAAAAUCAAAUUUCUAUUAAACUUGGGUUGGAUACUUACGUUUCUAGGCUGAUUUUGAAGGCGAUGGAAAAGGAAAAUAUGGUAUAUGGUAAGAAUGCGGAGUUGGGAUUUCAUCGGGUUUUAAGAUAUUAUAGUUACCGCAAAAAACCAACAAACCCCGAAAAAUCCGUUACCAAAACCACACAAAGCGAAGAAACCUUAAACUUUUUAUCCGAAAUUCUCGAAGUUGACAAAAUUUUUUUAAGAAAUAACCAAGAAAAUGAAUUUGUUGGAGAUAAUACGCAAGAAAAUUUAACAAAAUUAAGCGGGGAGUACGAAUUUAUAAAAAAACAUCGCAAACAAUUACGCGAGAAUAAAUACAACGUUCGAUUCCGGGAAGAUUUUUAUCAAAUCAAUUCCUUGGAAGAUGAAAAGGUAAAGAUGGAGAGGAUUUUAAAGAAUGAGCACGGUCAUUUCGAUAUGAAAACGUCGAUUCAAAACGGAAUCAUCAAGAAAAUUGAGGCGAAUUUAAAUUUAGAGACGAGGGAAAAGAGUUUUAAUGAGGAGAGCUUUAACAGUUUCCAAGAUGUUUAUAGAGUCGAUAAAAAUGAGGUUUUAAUCGAUUAUAAUUUGGUGGAAAAGAAAAUUAAAGAUAACCGUAUCAAAAAGAGGCAAAUAUUUUUGGAGGGUCACAAAAAUAAAGCUUCAAUUAAAAUUUUAAUUAAUUAUUUGUCGAUUUUCGAUGUCGAUUUUAGGGAUUUUAUUAAAAAAGUUGAUGAAUUCGUUCUUGAUAAAGACGUUUAUGAAAAAUUUGGGGAUGAAAAAAUCAACGAAAUCGAUGUUGAUGAUGUAUCUUUGAUUGAAAACUUUGAAAAUGAGGAAUUUUGUGGGAAAAGGUAUGAGGAGGUGAAAGAUUUUAAAGAUCAGUUAAUAAAUGAGUUUGAAAAUGAGAAUUUGAAAUUUUUAAAAAAUGAGGAUUUUGCCAAAAAUGUUGAGGAAAAUAAGAGGGGGGAAGAAAAUGUUGAAAUAAUUGAUAAAAAUUGUUUAAAUGAGGUUGAAUUAAAAGAUGUUUUUGUUGAAAAUGAUACGAAAAGCUUAAAGGAGUUUAACCGGGGCGAUUUUAAUGAGCUCAAUAAGAACUUUCAGGUAGAAAAGUUUUAUGGGGAGACGAUUUUGGUGAAUUACUCGAUUGAUAAGAAGAACCAAAUCGAAAUAAUCAAAAUAUUUUCUAAAAUGAGUCAAAAAAUCCCCACUGGCGAUAAAUAUUUCAAUAAAACGUUUUCGCAGCGAGCUUUACAAAGGAUUAAUUACAUUUUAGAGGCCGUCAAUAAAAAAAAAAUAAUCACAGACGAUUCCAUACUAAAAAACGACAUCAAAAAGAUUGAAUUAGAAAAGGGCUUAGUCGGAACAAUUGACGUCAAAACAUUUAAUAGACUAUUAGAGAAACUAAUUGAAGAGGGCUUUAUUCGCGCUUCAAAAUUAAUUUUGAGAAAGAACGACUCGAUUAAAUCGAAAAAAAUAAUUUGGUUACCCCGAGUUCAGUACGAAAUGAUUUUAGACUCGGUUUGCGACCAAAUGAAAAUGCCAUUUUUGAAUUACAAUACUCACAAAAAAGGGGAAAUCACCCAAAAAGGGAUUAAAUCGAAUGUAUGCAACGAAAAUGAAAUCGUUGGUAACCCAAAAUACAAAAAGAAUAAUAAUGUGGGGAAAUAUUACGGGUUUUUACCCAAAAAUUGCCGAUUAAAACUAUUUCAUGAAUUCAUUUUUUAUUUAACUUAUUUAUAUAGAGGUGAAAAAAUCCCCGAAAAAGAUUUACCAAAAUUCAUCGUUGAAAACAACCUAGAAAAUUGCGAUUUAUAUCAAAGCGAGAUUUCUUGGAAAAUGUUUAUCCCACCCCCACCUAAAUACCACGACCGCAAAAACGGUUGGAUGUUAUUUAUGGAUGUUCUAUUUCGACUCCCAUUAAACAUUUUCACGAAACUCUUCAACAUCGUUUAUGUAAUCCCCGAAUUACUCCAACUCCUAAAUCAUCCCAUCAAACGUUACCUCCUCAUCUCCCAAAUUCCCGUUAAAUUAAGAAACGCGUGUUUUCACCGCCGCAAACACAUCUUUAGCCUUUACGAAUCCCUUCAGUUACUUUGCUACCAAGGAUUAUUGCAAUUCGGGGAACAACGCACCCGAAAUAAAGAGCACCAAUACAUCUAUUUAAAUAAAAAUGCCAUCAUUUUUGAUACGACGUCUUCAAACCCUGGGUAUCACCAAGUCACGCAAAAAGAGUACCCGAAAAUAACGUUUUAUUUAGAGACUGAGGAGGACGUCGAAAAUUAUUGGAACAAAGUUUGGAAUAUUUGUUUAAGAACACGAUUAGGAAAUAGAUAUAGUUUGUUGCAUCAAACGAUCACCUUGCACCGAAUUCACAGCAUUCCCGAGAUGAUUCAAGCAUGUAGGCUUAAAACUAUCGAGGAGGUGGAGCGAGAUGAUGUUGGAUAUAUCCCGGGUGACGGAAGAGGUGCUUGCGGAUUUGAUUCAAACUCUUGGAUGUUUGUUAAAAAAAACUGGGUGGGAUCGACGGUUUUAAAAGAAACCCGUUUCGAUUUACCACCAACCAAACCUAUAGGUGUCCGGAAAAAACAGCUCGAUAAGGCCUCAAUUAAGCUGAAAACGAUCAAUAAAUUAAAGCAGCUACAAGUAAAUAAAUCGAAAAUAAAUUUAAAAACGAGUAACAACAAGAAUUGCGGGGGAAAAAUUAAAAAUAAAAUUUCCAAGAAGAACAUGAUCAUAAGAAAGAUUAAACCGCGCCCGCCAGUUAAAAAAAUCAAAAGAAUCGACGAUUUAGAUUCUUCGAUUAAGAGUUCUGGGUUGUUUACGCGAUCGAGGUUUACGGAGCACGAAGAUAACACGCUGGUUAUUAUUAGUUACGCGAUUAAUUACUUAUUCCCCGGGUUUAAGAAGAGAUUUAUCGCUUUUACCGUGAUUAGGGAUUUAAUGCAUCGAUUGUGCCCCAAAAACUACAAAAAAACAUCAACCGCUUAUAACUGUCGGUUAAGAAAAUUUUAUAAAUUUAACGCCUCCGAAAAUGAUUCCAACAUCGUGAACUUAGAAGCGGACCAUUUCGUUCGAAAAUACUUUUCUAAAUUAAAAGAGAAAAUAAUGAAAUCGAAAUCAGAAAUGAUUCCUCAAGAACAUUUACACAUCGCUUUAAUCUAUUUGGUGGCUUAUUGCGUCGAUUCGUUUGAGAAAAAAAACAUUGAGAGUAAAAAGAUUUUGGAUGAUAUAGGUUAUGUUGAUUACUUGGAGGAUUUCGAUUUGAAUAGGACUGUUUUUUUUGAGCCCAAAUUGGGGCAAUCCGCUUUGUACGAUGAAGUUAAUAAUAAAGAUGAUGUUCUUAUUGAUACGGUUAAAUCGGUGAUACACGCUUCAAUAGGAAUUAAAGUGGAUAAUACAAUAAAAAUAAUUCGCGACGAUUUAGAUAAGGUUUAUCAAAAUUAUUCGGAAGAAAUUCUAAGGAAGGCUGUUUCAAGCUUGCGCGAACACAACUUAAUCAAAACAUCAAUUUCAUUUUCGAGAAAAACCAAAUUAUUUAACACAGAAACUAUCCUGCAAAGUUCUUAUUUAUACUCAUACAAACAAGUCACGAAAUUUAACGAAAAAAUCUAUUUAGAAGCGUACUCAGUGUUGGAUUCGUUGAUUAAAUCGGCAAACAAUCGAAAAUUCGACUUAAAUUCGUACCAAGAAGGAUUCGGUAUCGGAUUUAGCGAACUCCAAACGCUAACAACCACCAAAGUCAACAUAAAAAUCGACGACAAACAGUUCAUUUUAGACCCGGGGAUAACAAACCACGAUUACUUAAUCAAAGAGUUAUAUUCACGCUACAAAAGAUUAAUUUCAAAAAAACACGUCGAAAACGAUCUUAAUAAAACCGACGAAACCAAUUUAUCUUUAUUAAAAGAAGACGAUAACACGCUAAUUAAUUUAGACCAACUCUCCAAGUCGAUUAAAAACGACGAUUUUGACAAGGUAAAUGAGAAAAUGUCAGAUUUAACCUUCUUAUUGACAAAGGGGUUAUUUCCCGAACUCGAAGAUGAGGACGAUCGCUUAGAACGGCUUAGUAAACACUUUUUAACGAUGAAUCCCCAAAUUUCAUUCGAUUUUUGUUUCAAAAAUCGCGAAAAAAUCGAUUCUAUCCAACAUAACCUCAAUCAACUUGUCAAAAUCGAAAAAAUCGCCCAAAAAGAAUGCGUUUUAACUCAAUUUGAUCAAAAUGAAUUUGAAAAUUAUAAGAUUAUAAAUUUUAUUGAGUCGAAAGAAUGUUUAGGAGUAACUGGGGAGGAAUUAAAAGCGAAUUUCGGCGAAAAUGUAUCAAAAAUUAUUGAUCGAUUAAUGAAUUUAGGAGUUAUUCAUAGAUUUGGUGUUAAAUCGUUUCGAUUCGUUCAUGAUAAAUAUAAAAAUGAUUGGACGAUUGAUCUGCAAGGGGAUAACCCACAAAAAAAUAAAUUGAAAUUAUUUCCUUGGUUAAAACUGAAUGGGGCUCUAAACACCCAAGUUUUAAUCGACUGGUUAUUAGCGAUUUGUUCGUUUUGCAUCUCAAACCCCGUCGUUACUUUUCCAUCGUUAUGUAAGCGAUUUAAUUUCUUAAAACCCGUUGAUAUCUACGUUUUGUUGGAGUAUUUAGAGAUUUUUGAUUGUUUGGAAAUAAAGUGUUACGAAAAUGUUAAAAAGGUUGUUACGUUGGAUUCGAAUCCUUAUGAAGUUAAUUCAGUGAGGGCGAAUUGUUUGGAUCAUUUUGAUGAUGUUUACAUCGAAAUGAACGUUUUGGCCGUCACAAAACUAGGCGCUUUUACUUCGAAUCAAGAUUUAAAAGAACCUUUUGAGACUUAUUAAUAAGAUAUAGUAAUAAGUUAUUUAAAUUUUUUUAA